This is a messenger RNA of Hyphopichia burtonii NRRL Y-1933, 543 nucleotides long. Its product is annotated as peptide alpha-N-acetyltransferase. Gene Ontology annotation, cellular component: NatC complex. The coding region runs from base 1 to 543 and encodes 180 amino acids. The transcript has a single exon. Gene Ontology annotation, molecular function: protein-N-terminal amino-acid acetyltransferase activity. The record is from RefSeq and is a predicted model, not a curated record. Gene Ontology annotation, biological process: N-terminal peptidyl-methionine acetylation. Lineage: Eukaryota; Fungi; Ascomycota; Pichiomycetes; Serinales; Debaryomycetaceae.
AUGUUGGUUACCCAAAUAGACGGGUUGAGCUAUCUCAAGUUCGAUCCCUCGUCAAAGGAUCAAUUCACCCAGAUAUCCGAGAUCAUCGCACAGCACUUACUGGAACCAUACUCUAUAUACGUCUACUGGUAUUUUUUAAAUAAGUGGCCCCAGUACUGUUUUAUAGUGAAGGAUGAAUUGGUUGACCAAGAUAAAAUCAUUGGGGUUAUAAUAUCGAAAUGCGAACCCCAUAACAACGUUAGAAUAAGAGGAUACAUUGGAAUGCUAGUCAUCGAUCCAACUUAUAGAAAUCGGAAAAUUGCUUCUAAUCUAGUUAAUUUGUCAAUUGAAAAAAUGAUUGAAUAUGAUAAUAUCGACGAAAUCAUGUUGGAAACUGAAGUGAUUAAUCUUGGUGCUUUGAAACUAUAUGAAUCCUUAGGGUUCAUGAGAACCAAACGAUUAUACCGUUAUUAUCUUAAUACCCAUGAUGCCUUUAGGCUAAUCUUACCAAUUCUGGAUAAAUCGGGCUGUAGACUAGCCUUCUUGAGUCCGUUAAGUGUGUGA